This is a messenger RNA of Pocillopora meandrina, 2729 nucleotides long. The record is from the annotation of a GenBank genome assembly. Lineage: Eukaryota; Metazoa; Cnidaria; Anthozoa; Scleractinia; Pocilloporidae.
AAACAAUUUUUUGUUAAGGUUCUUGGAUUACAGCACACUAUGGGAAUCAAAUUGAUUUUGCUGAUGUCAGUUGUCAGUGGUGCCAUUGUUGUCAGGACUGCCCUUGAAGAACCUGGUCGUCUGCAAAGUCUAUUAAAUGACAGAGGUAAAAUAAAAUAAAAUAAAUGUGAUAAAUUGAUAAGUACCUGUUGACUGAAAUGUUAUCAUUUUAAGACCUUAGCCCCAGCGCCAAGGGAAGCUAUCAGAUGUGUACAGCUACAUAUACAAUACAUUUGUAAGUUUUAACUUCGAUUAAUACUCAAAACGCUGUUGAUGCUCCAUUCGAAGGUGUCUUUAGGAAAAACAUGAAAAAAUUACCGCCAAAAUGGAUUUCGUAUUCAGGACUGCGCUAGGAGACAACUAAAUGUCACAUCUAUAGAACUGACGUUUAGUUAUUUGAUAGCAUAUCCCUAUCACCGAUUGUUGCUUUCUGUAAGGAUAUAACGUGGGGUUAGUACGAGAAACUGAACAUGGGAUUCUUUUUAACCCUUUACACCCUAACAUCGGUAUACAAUUUCUCCAUACUGUUCUGUAUUCAUUUCCUAUGGUACCGACAAAGAGAAUUUGUUUAACAAUCAAGAGCCUCUUUAGUUAGUGGUCAUUUCUUUUAUUCUCAUGACCUCAAUAUUUGUUUUAGGGGUGAUACUGAAAGGAGAAAAUAGUUACUAAUCACUCUAAGGGGUUAAAGGGUUAAUGGAAUGUUUUACACAUGACGGAUUAAAGAAUUCAGAUAUUCACAAAGGGUUCCCGAAAUCAAUUCAUCACUACAUCAUCAUACAUGAUCUCAUUACUAAUUAUCUAACAAAUGUUCGCAUUAAGUAUAAGGAUGAAGUGUUAUAUUUUGAUAACAGGCGGAACUAACAAUGCGACCAAGAGAAGUGUGUUAAAUUUUGGUUGGAUGAUAUAUAAAGUUACUAGAAGAAAUCCCUUGGAUUUCAAUGGUUAUGGUUGCUGGUGUGGGUAUGGCGGGAAGGGAGACCCAGUGGAUGUUUUGGACAGGUGAGUAUGUAACCACUUACACAAAUAAUAUUUCGUUUACCAUCUUCGAAUUCGUGACGCUAAAUUUAACCCUUGGGAAUGUUUGUGACGAGCGGCUCAAGUAGUGAGAUCAAGAAGACUUUGAACCCGUUUAACGGUUAAUGUGAAGCUGCUUUUUGAAGGUUAGACGUUAAAAAUUUAUCGUUUUUGACGAUUAAAAGCUUAAAUGUUACGCCGUUUGAUGGUUCUCCGCGAACCCCAUUGGAACCCUCUGAACCCGGCACCUCCACGUAAGAAGUUCAACAUUGUAUAACUACUUCGUUACAGAUUACCAGCGAAGUUUUUAUGAGGUUUGAGAACCUGAUACCUAGGCGUAUCUGCGCGGUAAAACCUGGAAACAACUGUGAGCCAUGCCAAUUCAUCUCAGUUCUUCGUGUUCUUACUUUUCAUGUUCAACGUUUCUACCGAGCAUUUAGGACAUUGUACUCCUGGCCCCGGUUGUUUGAAGGAUGGAUAUCACGAUCCAUGGGAUAAUUCCCUAUUCGGUGGAUAGUGCAGUAUGUUUUGUCAAAACAAAUCCGCAGUAUAAUGAUUUAUACGUUAGAUAACACUAUCCGCCUUUUGAAUGACUAAGCCUUGGCUGUUUGUCCUCAGGUGUUGCUACGUCCAUGACAUGUGUUAUAACAAACUCCAGUCCGACGUGUGUCCAUUUAAGGCAGCCGUGUAUACUCUGUCAUAUUCAACUAGGAGAGGGAGACCUUUGGAUUGUAGUACGUUGCAAUCUUGAUGCAUUGGACAAUUCCUAGUGUUUUUAUUUUUUCCAUUAAACUUUAUCUAAUGGAUUUAUCUCAUGUGUUUCAUAUUAUUAUAGACAUAAUAUUAAGGUUUAAACAUGAGUGCUAGGUUCUGGAGACUGCGCGAUAACCAGCAGUAUCAUUGACGGUGAAUUAGCUUCUUUUCACUCCUUUCAUAUUUUGAGCCGGUGACACACUUAGCCAUUUCAUGCGUCAAUCAUGGCGAUCGGUGUAAAUCACCAAAUGCUUCGCCGGCUCAAGAGCAAUGUCUGGGGAACAUGACUUGAGGGCGAAACGAACCUGUGGGCGAAAUGACUUGUGGUCAAACCGACUCGCAGGCGAGAUGACUUGAAGGCGAAACGGACCUGUAAGCAAAAUAGCUUGUGGGCGAAGCGACCGGUAGGCGAGACGACUUGUCGGUGAAACCGACCAGUGGGCGAAGUCUUUUGCGGGAGAAUCGACCCGUAGGCGAGCUAGAUAACUUGCGCCAGGGUGGACCAAGCAAACUGGGCCUUUUGCUAUUGUGGAGAAUUAGAGAAACAGCAAUUUGAUGGCAACCAAAUUAAGCAUCUACCUUUUUUUUAUCUUAAGUCUCUUCGAAAGAAAAAUUUGUUCGUUUCCUUUGCUUGAUUACAAAUAAUAUAAAUAAUUAUUUUUCCACAGAACGGCCUUCCUCGUAUUGGUACUGGGGCAAGUGUCGUUAUUUGUUGUGCAGAUGUGAUGCCGUGGCGGUCAGAUGCUUUGCAAAGAGUCGUUAUAAUCGGAAGUAUAAAAACUACCCGCAGAAGAAAUGCUAGAAAGACACAAGUUGUGUACAGUUGGAAGAAAAACAUUUCAUUGUUCUAUGAUUGACAGAAAGAGCUUUAACACUUCAUCGUUGCUCUUCUAGAGCUGGUUCUAAUAAAAAUAAACGCCGAG